This is a messenger RNA of Amoebophrya sp. A120, 6891 nucleotides long. The record is from the annotation of a GenBank genome assembly. NCBI's taxonomy places the organism in Eukaryota, Dinophyceae, Syndiniales, Amoebophryaceae.
AUGACAGUGAAAAAUUCCCCACAACCUAUUCACUUCGUGGCAAAGUACAAAGUAGAAAGCGCCUAUUCCUCGAUUACACCAUUUGGACCCAGCACGCAUGAAGAUGAUGCUGAGGCUCCUCACCUCGACGGAGCCUCUAGAGCACCCUCGCAGAAGGUUGAUGUCGCGUCCCUUUUCUGGAGUGCGAAGAUUUUUAUACGAGCGUCGUACUAUAAGCUAGACACAGCAUCAAUUCAAAAAUUGUUUUUCUCGAAUCGCAAAAUGAACCCAGGCAGCGGCGGAGGUGCACCGUCGAACCCCAACAAUAAUUCGUACGCGAACUUGUACCAAAACACCCCCGCGGGUACCGCUGCAGGAGGGCCGCUGCCCCGCAUGCAGAUUCCGCCGGCGGGUAUGAUGAAUACUAUGGGGAUGAUGGGCGUAGGCAUGGCACCCGGAGCAGCAGGUGCGCCAAUGGCUAUGCCGCAUAUGCAGAUUGGACAACAACACCAGCAGCAGCAACACUUUCUAGCGCAGCAGCAACAGCUCUUACUCGCGCAGCAGCGGCAGGCAGCGGCCGUCGCAGGGCAUCAAUUGCAGCCGCCGUUGGGUUCUUUGCAGCAGCAACCCGCGGGGGGAUCAGGAACCGCAGCAGCAGCGACUCCGGCGAUCGGCCCGCCGAUGGCACCGGGAACUACAAGCGCAGCGGGAAUUGCUGCAACUGGUGUGAACCACAAUAAUCCGAUGAUGGCACCACAACUACCGCAACCAGCCGCCGCGGGGUUGCAGCUACCCGGCAUGAUGAUGGGAGCACCUCCAGCAGCUGGUGGACCGCCCCAACAAGCGCCGCAGCUGAUGCAAGCGCAACUUGCAGCCGCGCAGAUGAAUAGCAAUCCGCAGCUGGCCGCGGCACAGAUGAUGCAGAUGCAGCAGAUGGCAAUGAUGCAACAGAUGAUGCAAAAUCCGCAACUCAGCAUGCAGCUGAUGCAACAACGGCAGCUCUUGGCCCAGCAACUCGGCGCGGUGCUUCCCACUGCAGCUGCAGGAGCCCAGGUUACUAGUGUGAACACUUCAGCUAGUGCAACAGCCAACGCGCAGCUGUACUACUAUAUAGUCGAUGAGACUUUUUGCGGUAGGGAAACAAGUAGAGAAGUUGUGCACUACUACUCCUAGCAGUGUGUUGUACUAGGAGGUUCUAGCAUCAUCACAGUCAUCAUCAUCAAAAUGGAUGCACUAGCCUUUGAGGAAAAACAGAUACGGAAAAAGUGGCGAGACUUCAUUUGUACUGAAAAGAGAAAGAGUUAUGUCUAUAGUAUCUACUCAUCUUCACACAAACCGACCUUCACAGGCUCGCCGGCGCCGCGAACCCGCUCGGCGGGGCUGUACGCGCGGGCCAAAACCUCCCCUCGGCCGCGAAACCCGCGGACCUCCUCGACCCGGCAAAAGAGUAUACCAACGACACGACCUUCAACGUGUCCGACCUCACCAGAGGCCACGUGAGCAAGGCGAAGUAUUUUCAAGAUUUGAAGCAGAACUGCGGUUCCGUGGCCGAGUUGGUCCAGCAAGUCGACCAAUUCGUCGACGACUAUAUCAACUGCAAAAAUGUCUGGCGUCGGGAAGAUUGCCAGGUUUGUCAUGCAUAUUCUCCAUGACUCAUGACGUCUGUGAUGCAUGCCUUAGCAUCACAGAUUCGGCGCUAGCUUUCUGAUGCUCAUACCGCAUGAGAAAUUAUGCCCUCUCCGCGUAGCGAAAACUGCAUCUAUUUUGCUCUUCACGCAAUACAGAUUUUAUCUAGUGUCCAGACGUAGCAUCACAAGUUGUAUCCUUCCAGGACCCAGACAUAUUUGCAAUGCAUACACUACGAGCCCUACCAAAGAUUUUCCUCGAACCAAGACUGCAGCUCCUACCUGUGUUGCGUAUAUACGCAUUGCAAAAGUAUCGUACUAGUGAAAAUUGCAAUACAAGUUUUUCCAAGAAAAAGAGUGCAAUUUGUAAUGGUGCUUUCCCUUAAAUCAUAGACCUGUCAUGCAUGACUGCGAUUAGUACGACUGCGAUAGUACUUUUGCAAUGCAUAGGCUACCGGCUGUUGCAACUGCGGCCGAGCACGGAGGAGCUGACCAAUUUGCUGGAGCACAGUAACCCGUUUGUCCGGUGCGUUGCUCUGCUGAUGAUCCGGUUCGUUUUCGACGGGAAAAAGUUCUUCGAGUGGAUCAAACCAUACCUAUUGGACGUGCAAAAGAUAUGACAGUGCACAACUCCCCCUCUCCCUCAUUUGUCAUGCAAAAUACCCAAUCCACCCUUUGCCUCUUGGCACCACUGGUUGCGUGACAAGUUCUGGUAGCCCAAAUAGCACUACACUCCAGCGCAAAUUUGUCAUGCAAAACCGGCAUCCUUGCUGAUGCUUGUAUUGCCGUUGAUGCUAUACAAAUGAGGGGGAGGGGGAGUUGUGCACUGUCAUAAAAGAUCGUCCCGGUGCGGAGAAAUAAUUCGGGGAAUAAUAGCGGCGGCACCGUAGCAGGCACAACGGCGGGAGAAGCAGUAGGGACAACAUCUACUUCCGGAGCUGCCGUUCCCGGUGCUGGCGGGGUUGGAACAACAAACACGAGCGGGAUUCUGGCAGGAGGCGGACCGGGUGGAGCAGCGGGAAUAUUAAACGCUGGCGUCUUGGACCACGUGCCCGCGGUGCACCAUUCUUCCGCACAGCAGGUCUCUUCCUCCGAGAACGAGGACCACAAUUUCCAGCAGCAGAACAGCCGGUCGCACUACCGGCGGGGGCGGACCUUGACGAUCGGGGAGUUCGCGGAAAAGUUGGUCAAUACGGACAAGUACCAAGAUGUGGUACUGCUACCCCGGCUCGCCGCCGCCGCGUUUCGCUUGAAGAAAGCCCCGUUGAUGGCGAUGCUGGACGUGUGUCGGGAACGCUACGUGCAGAAUGAGAAUUUGCUGGAGAAGGAAGACGGCGUGUACCAGUACGGCAACCAAAUCGAAGCGUUUGUCGAGUGCGUUUUUGGCACCCCCGGCAACCCGUAUGGAUUGUAAAAAUGUCUGGGUCUGGAAGGUUGAAACUUGUAAUGCUAGCUUUCCAUACCUAGAAAAUCCGUAUUGCAUAACCAACAAAAGUCGCAGCCUCUUUUGUCAUGCAAAAACGCAGUUUCUCAUGCGGAUUGCCUAUGAGAAAGCGUUUUGGGAAGUUGUCAUGCUGGACUGCGUUCGGAAGUGUUCUCAUCAUGCACAUUUUAGCAUCACAAGUUUCCAGACCCAGACAUUUUUGCAUUUCAUAACCCGUACGUGAACACGACGUUUGAGUGGAGACGGGGGGAAGUGAUUGGCAUCAGCUACGGCUCGACGCUAUGCAUUGCAAAAGUAUCGUGCUAAGUAUGAACAGCAUUACAAAUUUGCUCAAGAUCAGAAAUGGAAUUUGUCAUGCUGAAUUACCUAAGAAAUCCAGAUUUGUCAUGCAAGUCUGGCACUUAUGUGAGUGCGAUACUUUUGCAAUGCAUAAACCCUCUCGAAUAUCCGGCUGAAAAUCCGCCUGUGGGACGAGAAAGAGAUUAUCAACUGCAAAAAUGUCUGGGUCUUGAAGAUUGCAACUUGUCAUGCUAAAUCUGAAUCAGGCAAAAAGCUGUGUUGCAUGAUUGCCAAAAGUUGUGCACCUUUGACCUAAUUGAGAGGCAGUUUCUCAUGCAGGAUAGGCAUUAGAAAGGUCUCGCAGAAUCUGUCAUGCUGUGUCCUACAUACCAGACCUCAUGGGUCACGGAAAACCUACAUGACAAAUCUGGCAAUCUUCCAGACCCAGACACUUUUGCAAUCCAUAGAGAUUCUCGCGGCGCAACUGGAGAGAAAGAAAAGGAAAAAGAAGAAGGACCACGACAAAGUUGUACUAGAUAAUAUGGACAAAAAUGCAGGUGAAGAUGCGAAAACGAAAGAGAACGACGGCAAUAUUAUCGAGGGCCGCGAGCAGGAAAAUAACCCGCAGGACGGCGCGGAUGUGAAGGAAAGCGAGGAAAAAAACAAAGCGGGUCAGUCGGAGGAAGGCGCUGCAAUGGAGGUAGACGAUGGUGGUGUCAACACGACAACGAAAGAGGACAAAAAUGCGGAAAUUGCAAUCAAGGUCACCGAAGUCGCGCCGCUUAAUGGAGCUGCUUCUAAGCCUGUUUUCAUCCCCAGCGGCAGCGGCGGCCAUUUAGAUGGGUCCAACUCUCUGCCACCCCAUGCGGCCGCGGCCGUCGCGCACCAGCAGUUGCAAAAAGCGACGCGGAAACCACUCGCCGGGAAAUUCAUGGCUGGCGCGGCAUCGCGAAAGAAAAAGCAGAUGGCUGCGAUGAUGUUGAAUGCGGGUACUACCGAGAAGAACCUCGUCGGAACGGGGAACAAUGUGCGUGGAGGUACAACUAUUUCGGCUGUUGGAAUAUCACCCGCGACUGGAGGUUUUGCGACGAAUAAUGCAACGGCCAUGUUGACAUCAGCCUCAGCUGUACCGGAGCAGCUGCAGAAUACAAGUACCACGGCGCACCAGCAAACCAGGGCAGGCGCAGGAGGAGCUCUCGAUCAACAACAAGAGAUCGAUUUGACCGAGCCUAUUCAGCUGGUCAGCCUUGGGUUGGUGAUUCAAUACAGAGAGUAUCCACAGUAAAUUUCCCAUACACGUACAGAUGCGGUCUCUGCAUGACGAAACUUGGCUUCGAUCCUAGUUUAGCACGACAAGUUUCACGCUCCAAAUUGGUAAAAUUUGUGAUGCGUGUUGUAUGUAGUGAGGUCACCGAACGGUUCUAACCAGGGAGUUUUUUUGACAGCUACCCUGAAAAACGGCCGGCAGUUUUGAAGCGGCCGGAAGUGUUUUUGAGCAUAAAAAGUUUUCACUUAUCAAGCGGCCGGGGCGUUUGCGGCAAACAAGCCCGGUCGAAAACUAUCGAUUCGCACUUGAUAAAACGACGCAGGGGAGCCGGCAAAAGGGGCGCCCUUCUGAGGCGCCCGCUGCCUUGGUUUCUGGCGAUUUGGGGCGCCCAAAAAGGGGCGCGCGAAAAACGCGCCCAAAAUCAGAACAGCGAAACAGCAUGGCGCGGCCGCGAUUUCGGAGCAUUUUGGGCGGCCGCGAAAGCGGCCGCCUUUUCGCCGGUUUUAGAGCCUGGGAAGCUUUGCAAAAAGCGCCGGCGUGAAAAAUAAAAACGCGAAAAAUAAAAAGCGCACCAGACGCGCAAAGCCAAUCCGCAUGCUAUGGGCCCGGUUUUUCUUCGCUUUUUGGGCGCCCCCCGUGGCACCCGGAUCGGCCCCAUCGCGCCGGGGCUGGCUUUCGGAAAGGAAUUUUGGAAAUGUGCCAAAAUUUGCGACGUUUCCCAAGUGGCCGCCAUACCGUGCGGCAUAGCGUUACUCACGGUGGUAUGGCGAGCCCAUAAAAAGCAAAGCCGCGGCCAAGGCUGCGGCCGGCAAAAAAACGCCCACGACCUCACUACCCCCGCCCCGGCGGCUAUAGUUGGUACAUGCACGGGAAUAAAUUUGUAUUGCAUAGAGAGGAGGACAGAGAUUCGGACUCCGACUCGGGCUCAGAACACGCCGGUCCGGGAGAGAGCGGCCACGAUGCGCGAGACCGCCGUUCGCGGCGCGGGGACGGCAGGAGUCGCAGAUCCCGAUCGCGCGGCCUAUCAAAUGCAAAAGUGUCUGGGUCUGGGAGCUCCCGAGAUUUGUGAUGCAGUUUUUCCAAGCUCCCCCACGUCUGCAAUGCAGGGCCUAGCAUCACAGGUUCUGCAGCUCCUUGGUGAUGCGUGUUCUGCAUGAGAAAUGGCCUCUCAGCAUGGUCAGAAGUGGGCACCUUUUGCACGUUAUGCAUCACAGAUUUUUGUAGGAUCCGAAACACGCAUCACAAGUUCGGAUCCCUCCAGACCCAGACAUUUUUGCAUUUGAUACGGGCGGCGGAGAAACAAUUACCGCUAUUACGAUGAGGAUCUGACGAAAUCCAAGGGCGACGAAAAAGAGAUCAAGAGAUACGUGGAGGAAUACAUUGAACACUGUACUACUUCUAUUUGAUGAUAUGAUUUUUGCGUUGUUUGUCAUGCAGAAAAUACAACAUGUAUGGAUUUUGUCAUGCGGUUUACCUACACAACAAUCCGCAAAACGACUCACCAGAUCGCACUGGCGCUGUUGCGGUGGGCCGGGACUACGCCACGAAGCCGCAGGGCUACAAAGCCAUGCUAGCGUGCCAGCGGUCCAACCUUGGAAACGAGAGCAAGCGCAUGUACGAGGACGAGGCCAUUCUCUCGACGCUGCCGGAAGCCGGCGGUGGCAGCACGCGGGGAAGCGAGCGCGACCGAGACACCGCCCGAGACCGAGAGCGGACCGGCCGCCGGGAAGGCAAGGGCGGGAAGUGGAGCUCGGCUGCCGAAGGAACAAGCAGCGGCCAUACCAUUCCGGCGGCGCAUCAACCUGCCUCUGCGGAACGGGAAGAGAUGGAUCGACGGGCGCGGAUGGCCCAGAUUAUGGAGCGUUACACCAACGCGAAUAGCAGUGCCGGGAAGGGCGGGAGCAGCGGCGCGGGGGCGGCCGGGCCGGAAGUGAUCAAGUUGAAGGGCAUGCGGUAGUUGUAUAUGAGGGUUUGUUGUAAUUCGGUGGCGACAACAAGAACUCUCGUGGUCCACAUGAAGUUACAUUACUACUACACCAGGAAAAGAGCAAUUAUGCUAUGUUGGGUGAAAAAGUCCACCUACUCAACAUCAAGAGCAUCAUCGCGCGAGAUCUUGAACCUCCCGCGACGCAGUUUCAAGAAACGACUUACAAUGGUUUGAUUGAAUGAACGAAACCAGCGACAGAUUUGGAUAUUUGAAUGUACUGCGUAUCAGAGUAUCAAGUAUGAACAAGUUAAAGAUUUUAGGCGCGACAAAAAUAAUGAAAGGAAGAGCAGUGAUUCACUCAGUCAGCGGC